AAGGCAUGUCGUCAUAUAAAAUCGAUAUGCUUUCAAAGAUUCAUAGUGAAUCAAAAUCUGUCGAAGCAAUGUUCUGAAAGCGCAAGAAAGUGAAUGUUAGUGGUAUUAUGUGAUCGCUUUUUUCUUCAAUAUGGAAGGGAUGCAUCAAAAGCUACAUGAUGAGGUAUCUGGUGGUAAUUUAAAACGAGUAAAACAGUUGAUCAAACAAGGUGCUGGAAUAAACCAAACAGAUCAAGACGGAUACACAAGUUUACAUGUCGCUGUGCAGAGCAACCAGGUUAACAUCAUUGAAUACCUCAUUAAACGCGGCGCUGACUUGGAAAAGGUGACCACGAAUGGACAAACACCCUUACAUCUUGCUGCAUCGCUCGGACGUCUACAAGCAACACAAGUUAUAAUCAGUCGUGGAGCGAGCAUUGACCAAAAAAAUAAAGAUGGAAAAUCUGCAUGUCACAUUGCUGUAAUUAAGGGUCACCUAGAUGUUGCGCGAUACUUAAUCAACCAGGGGGGAAAGGCCUACCAUGAGGUCAAUGUUGCAAAAAACUCACUCCUACACAUUGCAGCAAAAUACGGCUCAACGGAUAUAGUGGAAUACCUAAUUGGUCAAGGAAUUCAGGUGAACCAGGAGAAUGAUGAAGGUUCGACUGCAUUGCACAUUGCUGCAAAAAAUGGUCAUAUCGAUGUCACCAAGUAUCUGGUUAGUCAAGGAACGGAAGUGGAGAAAGAAGAUAAUAGAGGAAGAACAUCUUUACAUUGGGCGGUUAAGUUUGGCCAUCUAAAAGUGGUAAAAUAUCUGAUAUCUCAAGGAGCUAAUGUGAAUAAUGGUGAUAAACAAAGUUGGGCCGCAUUGCACCUUGCUGCUGGGGCGGGUCAUCUUGAGGUUGCAAAGCAUCUUAUUCUUCAUAGAGCUGAUGUGAAUAAAAGGAGUGAGAGCGGCAUGACUGCUUUACUCAGUGCUGUUUAUGGGGGUCACGUUGACGUCAGCAAAUAUCUGAUUAGUCAAGGAGCUGAGAUGAAUGUAAAAACUAAUGGAGGUUUAACAGCAUUUCACAUUGCGUUGGAAAGGGGUCAGUUUGGUGUCAUUGAGUAUCUGAUAAGUCAAGGAGUUAGAGUAGAUGAGUAUGAUGGUUCUGGUAACACACCAUUGCACCAUGCUUGUCGACGAGGUGAUAUUGGUCUUACAGAGCACCUAAUCAGUCUUGGGGCUGAUGUGAAUACGCGUAAAAGCAAUGGUUCGACAGCAUUGCAUUUUGCUGUUGAGAUGGGUAACCUCGACAUAACCAAAUAUCUAAUUAGUCAAGGAGCUGAAGUCAAUAACACAGACAGUAGAGGUUGGACGGUAUUGCACAGCGCUGCUGAUGGUGGUUAUCUUCAUUUUGCAGAAUAUCUGAUCGCCCAAGGAGCGGAUGUCCAUAAGGGAAACAAUGCUGGCGAGACUGCAUUACACGUUGCUAGUAAGAAUAGUCAUUUCGAUGUCAUCAAAUACAUGAUAGAGCAAGGAGCCGAUGUGAAUAAGGGAGAUAAUAACGGUCGCACUGUAAUACACUUUACUGCUGAGAAUGGUUUUCUUGGUUAUAUGAAAACUCUGAUACGAUAUAGAGCUGACGUCAAUAUUAGCGACAAUGAGGGUUGGACGGCAUUACACAUUGCUGCUGGAUGUGGCUGGUCUUAUGUUACAGAAUGUCUGAUCGUCAAUGGAGCUGAUGUGCAUAAGAAAAACAAUGCUGGUGAGAAUGCAUUACACAUUGCUGCUAAGAAUGGCAAUCGAGCUGUCAUCAAAUACCUGAUAGGCCAAGGAGCCGAUGUAAAUCACAGAGAUAACGACAAUCACACUGCAUUGCAGUCUGCUAAGAUGAAUGGUUUUCAUGAUAUCGUUGAAUAUCUGAUCACCAAAGGAACUGAUGUGAAUAAGGGAAAUAAUGACGGCCAUACUGCAUUGCAAAAUACUGCCGCUAAGAAUGGUCAUCUUGAUGUCACCAAAACUCUCACAAGUCACGAAGCUCAAGUAAAUGGAGACAAUAAUGGCUGGAGUGCCUUACACGCUGCUGCUGAGAGUAGUCAUCUAGAUGUCACCGAACAUGUCAUAAGUGAAGGAGCUCAAGUCAACAAAAAAGACAAUAAAGGUUCGACUGCAUUACACGAUGCUUCUCUUCAAGGUCAUUUAGAUGUCGUUCAUUGUCUGAUUUGGCAAGGAGCUGACGUAAAUACGGGAGACAUCGAUGGCAAUAGAGCUUUACACUUCGCUGCUUUCAGUGGCCAUCUUGAUGUCAUCGUGUAUCUUCUUAACCAAGGCGCUAAAGUAAAUGAAGAAGCUGAGAAUGGGAAUACUGCAUUACACUAUGCUGCUUGGAGAGGUCAUCUAGCUGUCACGAAAUGUCUUAUUAAAUAUGCUAAUCAAGAGGUUGCUGUAUAUGAAAACAUAAAACCUCACGACCUGCCUUCGUAUCAAGAAAGUCAUGCUGGCGUCACCGAGCAUGUUUUGUGCAGUGCAGACGUGAAUAAAGCAAACAAUGAAGGCAGAACUGCCUUACACUUUGCCACAGAAAAAGGCCAUACUGUUGUUGCGGAAUACCUACUUUCUGAAGGAGCUAUCGCGAAUAAAGAAGAUAAUGGUGGCUGUACAGCAUUACAUUUUGCUGUUCAGAAUAGGCAAUUUGGUCAGGUUAAAGUUCUGUUAGAGGGAGGGGCACGUCCUGACGCCGAAGACAUUCACGGACAGACACCUCUACAGCUGUCUCAGUUACUUGGGUACAAAGACAUCACUGAUCUUCUCACCAAUGGUCGCAAUUCAGAGGUGAGCCAGGUUGAAGUACUGGACAUACAACAUGCCAUAGAACACGGUCACUCACCCUCCAUUGAGAAGAUAGUUUCAAGUGGAGCUGAUCUCAAUGCCCAGUCUACUGACGGUCAGACGUGUCUUCACAACGCCAUCAAACUCUGUUACAAGACUGGGGUAACUGUGGAAGGAAGAGCCGCACUAAAAAGGAUUUCGGACGAGUUUUACGAUGGGAAACUAUCUCCUGAGAUGGCCCUCGUGUUUCAUCUCCUGGAGAACGGAGCUAGGAUAGAUGUGGAGGAUGCAGAUGGCAACUUACCGAUCCAGUAUGCCAAGGAUGAGGUGGUCAGACAGAUGAUUUUAUCGAGGUGA
Lytechinus pictus (painted urchin) is the source of this 3148-nucleotide messenger RNA. RefSeq names its product serine/threonine-protein phosphatase 6 regulatory ankyrin repeat subunit B-like. The transcript has 3 exons. NCBI's taxonomy places the organism in Eukaryota, Metazoa, Echinodermata, Echinoidea, Temnopleuroida, Toxopneustidae. Bases 131 to 3148 code for a protein of 1005 amino acids. Gene Ontology annotation, molecular function: protein binding. The record is from RefSeq and is a predicted model, not a curated record.